AUGGUGGACCGAAACGUGGAGCUACAAACGACGCUGGUGCGGUACAACAACCCGGUGCUGGUGGUGAAACACGUGGAAAAACCACCGAGCGAUGCCGCACCGCCGAAAGAGCAAGCAGGCCGUCCCGGAUCGGGCGGUGCCGUUGUCAUCGAUAGCCCCCGCGAGACGGAGGAAAUCCUCAACUGCAUCCUACCGCCGAAGACGUGGGAAGAGGAUGGUCAGCUGUGGACACAGACCGUCUCGAGCACACCCGCCACCCGGCAGGACGUGAUCAAUCUGCAGGAGAUGCUGGACACGCGCCUUCAGCAAACGCAGGCCCGCGAAACGGGCAUUUGUCCGGUGCGGCGCGAACUGUACACGCAGUGCUUCGAUGAGCUGAUCCGCCAGGUCACGAUCAACUGCACGGAGCGGGGCUUGCUGUUGUUGCGCGUGAGGGAUGAGAUCGCGAUGUCCUUGGAGGCGUACGAAACGCUCUACUGCAGCUCGGUGUCGUUUGGCAUCCGGAAAGCGCUGCAGGCACAGGAAGGCAAAGAGAAGCUACAGGAGCGGAUCCAGCUGGUCGAGCAGGAGAAGGAAGCGCUGCUGAACUCGAUUAGCGAUAUGAAGAUAAAGGCGGACCAGGCCGAACGUCGGAACGCGGAACUACGCGCUUCCGAGGAGAAAAAGCACACCGAGGAGAUCGCUUUCCUGAAGAAAACGAACGCUCAGCUCAAGGCCCAACUGGAAGGUAUCAUCGCCCCGAAAAAGUGA
Anopheles nili is the source of this 750-nucleotide messenger RNA. RefSeq names its product putative inner dynein arm light chain, axonemal (gene Dnali1). The coding region runs from base 1 to 750 and encodes 249 amino acids. Lineage: Eukaryota; Metazoa; Arthropoda; Insecta; Diptera; Culicidae. Gene Ontology annotation, molecular function: dynein heavy chain binding. The record is from RefSeq and is a predicted model, not a curated record. Gene Ontology annotation, cellular component: filopodium; axoneme. The transcript has 2 exons.